UAAAAACAAAGAGCGAGAAAGAGAGAGAGAGAGAGAGAGAGAUUUACAGUAGAUAACAAAAACAGAGAAUAAAAACAGCCAAUGACAAAAACAAAUAAUAAAGCUAUUAUUAUAACCCAUUUCUCAUUUCCACAUUCACAUUGGUUUUUUAAUUUUUGUGUUUUCAGAAAACAGAAACAGCAGAAGUGAAACCAAAACAGAAACAAAGUAAAAAAAAAAAAAUGAAAAUGUGCCCACAAAACACACGCACGAUAAAAAACAGAGUACAAACUUUUGCGUUGAUUUGGCUUUGGGGUUUCGUUUUUGCUGUUGUUGUUGUGAGGCCGCAUUAAAAACCCACUUUCCUUUUUCCAUUUAUCUUAAAUCCUAAUCACACUAUCAUCCGCGAUUGUCGCAGAACUGGAAGGAAGAAAAAAACAAAGGACAAACACAAAACCAAAAAGAGAAAGAAAAAAAAAAAAAAAAAGAUAAGCAGAAAGUGAGAGAGAGAAAGAGAAAAAGAAAGAAAGUGAAAGAAAAAAAAGUCUGAGAAUGGAAAUAGAAAAUUGAUGAGGGACUGAAAAAAACAUUCCAAUUUAGUGGUAUAAAAACCCAUUUCUGUUUUUCGACCCUCCAUUCUUGCUCUGCCACCCGAAAAAAAAAAUAUUUUUUCCUUGGUUUUCUGCUAAAUUCGCUUUCCGAGAAUCCGGGAACCGAACUGCGACCCGGUUCGAUUCGUUUUCCCGAUCUUGGGUCCGAUCGGUUUCCGGCCGGAAAGGAUUUUUCCGGGUUAUAUGGUUGUGAGCUCCGGUUGCCGGCGGCGGUGGUGAUGGGUUGCGUGAGUUCGAAGCAGGCGGUGUCUGUGACGCCUGCUUUCGAUCACUCAGGCGCAUUUAGGGACAAUGCGGGGAAUUCGGGUCGUAGCCGGGUCAGUUUGGGGGAUUUGGAGAAGAAGAAGAAGAAGAAGAAGGGGAGUGAGUUGGUUGGGUUGAGCGGGAGCGAGUUGGGUGAGUCGGGAAGAGCGAGUUCAAAUGGUGGUUGUGGUGGUGGUGGGUAUGAAUCUUUAAGCUUCAGACUUGGGAAUUUGCAGAAAUAUGUGGAAGGAGAGCACGUGGCAGCUGGGUGGCCGGCUUGGCUCAGCGCCGUCGCCGGGGAAGCAAUUCACGGUUGGGUGCCACGUCGAGCUGAUUCCUAUGAGAAACUAGAGAAGAUUGGACAGGGUACAUAUAGUAGUGUGUUCCGAGCACGUGACCUUGACACUGGGAAGAUAGUUGCUUUGAAGAAGGUCCGGUUUGACAAUUUUGAACCUGAGAGUGUCCGGUUUAUGGCACGAGAAAUCAUGAUUCUUCGCAGGCUUGACCAUCCAAAUAUCAUCAAAUUGGAAGGCAUAAUUACAUCCCGUCUAUCAUGUAGCAUAUACCUUGUGUUCGAGUACAUGGAACAUGACAUUACUGGACUCCUGUCUUGCCCUGACAUCAAAUUCAGUGAGGCACAGAUCAAAUGCUAUAUGAAGCAAUUAUUAUCCGGACUUGAACAUUGUCACUCGCGUGGUGUAAUGCAUCGGGACAUAAAAGGAUCAAAUCUUCUAGUGAACAAUGAAGGAAUUUUGAAGGUGGCUGAUUUUGGAUUGGCAAACUUCUGUAAUUUUGGACACAGGCAACCCUUAACAAGCCGUGUUGUCACAUUAUGGUAUCGUCCUCCUGAACUUCUGCUCGGGUCAACAGAUUAUGGAGCUUCUGUAGACCUCUGGAGCGUCGGCUGUGUCUUUGCAGAACUACUCAUGGGGAAACCGAUCCUUCAAGGGAGAACAGAGGUUGAACAGCUGCACAAGAUUUUCAAGCUUUGUGGCUCCCCACCUGAUGAUUACUGGAAAAAGUCCAGACUUCCCCAUGCUACUUUAUUUAAGCCACAGCAACCCUAUGAUAGUUGUCUACACGAGACUUUUAAAGAUUUGCCUACCGCAAAUGUGAAACUACUAGAAACUCUCCUUUCUGUAGAACCAUAUAAGCGUGGGUCAGCCUCCUCUGCUCUUGCAUCUGAGUAUUUUACAACAAAGCCUUAUGCAUGUGAUCCAUCUAGCUUUCCAGUAUAUCCACCUAGCAAAGAGAUUGAUGCCAAAAAUCGGGAGGAGGCAAGAAGGAAGAAGACUAGCGGGAGAGUUCGUGGACCCGAUACAAGAAAGACAACAAGGAAACCCCUUGGAAUCAGUAAACUGGCACCAGCAGAGGAUUUGGCAUCUCAAGCCCAGGACACAAGUAAAAGCAAUAACAAUAAUGAACGUAGUCGUAAAGAAAACAAUGCUAGUGUACGUGGGGAGGUGCCAAAGUCAUCCAUUGAUAAACUGGAAGAGGCCUUGCAUGUGAAGAAUGCAUCUCAAGGGGACAUUCCCUUCUCAGGCCCAUUACAGGUUUCCACAUCAGGUGGCUUUGCAUGGGCAAAAAGACGAAAAGAAGAUGCUGCAAUAAGAUCCCAUAGCCGUUCUAUUUCAAGAGGACAUGUUUUUAAUGCAGUUGAACCUUCUGUUGCAUUGCCUUCAAGGAAUAACUUGGACCUUAAAAAGCUUGAAAAUGGGGACAUUAGACACAGGGAACGUGCAGACUCCAAAGGCCAUGAUUCAUAUGAGAUUGCCAAGAUUGCAAUCCAAAAUCAAUGGGGCAAGUUUGAACGUCCAGAUUCUUUUGAUGCUUCUGAAGGGUAUCACUCACAAGAAUUAUCCCUCGCACUUUAUCGAAGAGAGGAAAUGGGAGCUAGUAAACAUGAUCUGGGUUUUCAGGAUCAAGGAGACAAAGUUGAAUUUUCUGGACCCUUGCUAUCUCAAACACAUAGAGUUGAUGAACUGUUAGAAAGACAUGAGCGCCAAAUCCGACGGGCAGUCCGAAAAUCAUGGUUCCAUAGAGGAAAGAAGCUUGCCAAGUAAUUUGUUUGAUUCAAUUGAUUUGUGGAACUUGGGAAGAGAACAGAUAUCUCUAACCAUAAAGCAGAUAAGUAUACAAGAAUUCAACUGGGCUGAGGGCGUCUCCUAUAUGGCUACCAUGUCCAACAGACGCGAAAACAACUAGCUAAAGAAGCACGCAUCCCUAGCAAAAACACAGUGACAAAAGAUGCGGAGAAACUAUGACCAAUUAGACUUAUUUUGAUUCAUAGGGCUCCAAAGUGGUAGGAAAGGAAACAAUGGUUUCUUUGCCCUAAUGUAAUAUUUUCUCUUCUUCCUUUUGCUUUUAUUUAGCUUCUUUAUUUUCUGAUCAGUCAAGUCCCAUCCAGCAAUGUAUAGAUAGAUCCAAAUCCUAGUGGGUUUCAGAGAAAAGCCUGUAAAUUUUUGUGGUUCAUAAGGUAUAAUGCAUCAAGUUUUCCCCUUCUCAAAUCUUUA
This is a messenger RNA of Ziziphus jujuba (common jujube), 3346 nucleotides long. RefSeq names its product protein IMPAIRED IN BABA-INDUCED STERILITY 1. Gene Ontology annotation, molecular function: cyclin-dependent protein serine/threonine kinase activity; ATP binding; RNA polymerase II CTD heptapeptide repeat kinase activity. The record is from RefSeq and is a predicted model, not a curated record. Gene Ontology annotation, biological process: positive regulation of transcription elongation by RNA polymerase II; protein phosphorylation. The coding region runs from base 809 to 2896 and encodes 695 amino acids. Lineage: Eukaryota; Viridiplantae; Streptophyta; Magnoliopsida; Rosales; Rhamnaceae. The transcript has 9 exons. Gene Ontology annotation, cellular component: cyclin-dependent protein kinase holoenzyme complex; nucleus.